AGUGAAGCUAGUUCUGAGGAAAUCUCUAGAAACAUGUGUUGCAUUGGUAUUUUAUCUCAAAUAAUGCCAGUUAAACAUUUAUAAGAAUCUUACGGGUCACUGUACGUCCAUGUGUCUUGUCCAAUUCAGCAAGUAGAUGGCGUCUUCCCAUAACAUAGGCGCCUCAUCCCUCCUGAAGAUAGCUGAGUCACAUCUCCACACGCGUUCAUUGAAGACACUUCCGAGGCUGUAUUUCGCGCUUUAACACAAUGCUGACGAUCACUCUGAAGACCCUCCAGCAGCAGACGUUCAAAGUGCAGAUCGACGAGGAGCUGACGGUAAAGGCUUUUAAAGAGAAGAUAGAGGAAGAAAAGGGGCAAGAUGCUUUUCCAGCUGUAGGUCAAAAACUAAUCUAUGCAGGCAAAAUUUUGAAUGACGAUAUACCUCUAAAAGAAUACAAGAUAGAUGAGAAGAACUUUGUCGUGGUGAUGGUUACAAAGCCCAAACCUGCAGCACCUCCACAAGCUCCUGCUCCCAUGUCGGCAGCUGCUGCUACCGUUAGCACAACUGUUGCCGAAACCCCUGCACAUCCGCCCUCAACUCCUGCUGCGCCUCCUGCUGUCUCCACAGUUCCUGUAUCGACCCCCACUUCUGCUCCCAUAGAACCAGCGGCAUCAGCGGAGUCGCCCGCGCCGCCCAUCACAGCGCCCCCUGCUGCCUCGGAGGCUGCUGCGGAAAAGCCAGAGCCUGUUAGCAUGACUCCCGCUCCGAUCUCAGAAGAGGAUAACCAGGAAGCCCAAGAAGAGCAGGCCAUCUCCCAAUCAGAGGCCAGCAUUACAGAUGAAUUGGGUAUUUUAGAAGCAGCUGCAUCCAUACUAGUUACAGGUCAAGCGUAUGAGAAUUUGGUUACGGAAAUCAUGUCAAUGGGUUAUGAGAGAGAACAGGUGAUUGCCGCCUUACGAGCAAGUUAUAACCUCCCCCAGAUUAAACUGCUAAUAGAACUACUGUUAAUGUCCGUUCCUCAGGGUAUUCCCACAGAAACCGAGCAGCCGCCGCAGGAAGUAGUGCGGCCCACGCCGGUGUCCAACCCCACCCCUCCAGCACCACAGCGACCUCAGCCGCCGCCCGCCGCAGCCGGUGUGGAGUCGGGAGCGGCGCAGGCCUUGGCGAACCCGCUGGAGUUCCUGAGGAACCAGCCGCAGUUCCAGCAGAUGCGUCAGAUCAUCCAGCAGAACCCGGCGCUGCUGCCAGCGCUCCUGCAGCAGCUUGGCCGAGAUAACCCGCAGCUCCUGCAGCAAAUCACGCAGCAUCAGGAGCGAUUCGUGCAGAUGUUGAACGAGCCACACGUAGGCGAAGCCGAAGCCGCUGAAGCUCCCAGCGCACCACAGACCAACUACAUCCAGGUCACGCCGCAGGAGAAGGAGGCCAUCGAGAGGUUAAAAGCUCUGGGGUUUCCAGAGGGACUCGUCAUCCAAGCCUACUUCGCCUGCGAGAAGAACGAAAACCUUGCCGCGAACUUCCUGCUGCAGCAGAACUUUGACGAUGAGUGAACGUUAACCGUUUAGACGUGACGACACUCGGAGGAUGGCAACGGAGAGAAUGCAAGCGCUAGGCCGCAUGUUGCGUGCGCGUGUGUGUAUGUGUGCGUUAAAGCGAAUUGGACGUCGACUGGUCUUCCAUGAUGAUUUUCAUGGAGUUUAAACUGAAGCCAUGAUGUGACGUUAUAAUCAGCACAGCUAAAAAAAUUUUCGAUAGAUAUAGCCGAUCCUUUAUGACGAGGUGUCCGUUGUAUGUCUGGUUUCUGCUGCUAUCUCUGCUGUGUGCGUCGAGUGAGGUUUUAUUUAUCACAGUUAAACCCUGCCAAAAACUCUCAAGGUCAUCGCUCAUUUCUCACAAUUGUUUUUCAGUAUUAAUAAUCAUGAGACGUUUCAGUCGAAGUAGAUGCCAAAUUUAAUUUGUCACCAAUGAAAACAAGCCUUUGAUGGAUAGAUGUACGUCUUUUCAAGACGUCGUACCAUUUUUGUUGCGUUUUCUCCACUGGAACAAUUUUGGAAAUAUGUCAAAUUAAAUAUGGUGUCUACUUUAUGCCAUGUUAUGUCAUAUUUAGUGUUUACUUUUCUUUCAUUAUUAGCCUCUACUGUGUGAAAUACAAUGUUUAUGCAGUGGACGUCACCAAACUACUUUUCAACUCAUCUGUUCCCCUACAUCAAACCAUUAAUAUUAAAAAUAAACCACAUUUUCUGCGCUGCAUGGGUAUGUUAGUAUCUUUAAACCCAUGUUUAAAAUAAGAACUGUCGAUAACGUCUACAAUCAUGAGUUUUUGGUAAAAAAAAA
Sinocyclocheilus anshuiensis is the source of this 2313-nucleotide messenger RNA. Its product is annotated as UV excision repair protein RAD23 homolog B-like. The transcript is spliced from 10 exons. The record is from RefSeq and is a predicted model, not a curated record. Bases 249 to 1529 code for a protein of 426 amino acids. Gene Ontology annotation, biological process: nucleotide-excision repair; proteasome-mediated ubiquitin-dependent protein catabolic process. NCBI's taxonomy places the organism in Eukaryota, Metazoa, Chordata, Actinopteri, Cypriniformes, Cyprinidae. Gene Ontology annotation, molecular function: polyubiquitin modification-dependent protein binding; proteasome binding; damaged DNA binding. Gene Ontology annotation, cellular component: nucleoplasm; cytosol.